UCUCUCUCUCUCUCUCGCUCUCUCGUACGCGCACUUUCAACUAAUGGUCGGCAUUUUCCGGUGACGAUCAGAUAAAAAAUAAAGUGUGCCAUUGGUCAUCCACCAACUCCACAAUCACUUUCCUACUCUGCCAUCCACUAACUCCACAAUCACUUUCCUGUUUCACUAGAAAUUGCCUCCUUCUGUUUCAGGGAAAAAUCUAAAGUUUCUACUUCUGCUGUUCUAAAAAGUUUUUUCCUUCUUUCUAACAGUUGAUUUUCUGUUUGUGUAAAAUCAUACAUUUACGAAUAUAUUUUUCUUUGUUUACAUUUUCAUCCUGUAUUUCUUCAAUUGUAUUAUCCCUAUACACUAAUAAAUGGCUUACAGAAACAAUCGCCGUUUCAACUACUAUUCAUCACCUUCCCCAUUUUGCAAUCAAUUUGGGGGGCAAGAGGCAAGUCACGAUAAUUUCCAAGAAUUCAUCAAUCCAGCUCUAUACGAGUCGGAUGAUUUUCGUAUGUACACUUACAAAGUACAAAAAUGUCCAAAACUUCGUAGUCACGAUUGGACCUCUUGCCCCUUUACACACCAAGGGGAAAAAGCACGUCGACGUGACCCGAGAAGAUACAACUACUUCCCAAUCCCUUGCCCGGGUUACAAAUUCGCGUCUUGCAUUAAAGGAGAUAAUUGUGAAUUGUGCCAUGGAGUUUUUGAGUACUGGCUACACCCCGCGAAGUACAGGACACAUCCGUGCCAUGCUGGCACGUCGUGUAACAGACGAGUAUGUUUCUUUGCGCAUACACAAGAAGGGCUUCGUCCUGAGACGAAGUACAAUUGGUGUUAUGUGUACCGAUACCCUUUACACAUCCAGCCAUAUCCAGACAUUUUAAUUGAAAAUGAACCAAAUGGUAAUUGGAUGGUUAUUUCUUGUGAUCCUCAGCCACCGUCACAACCACAUGAUCUGUACUAUGGUACUAAUGCUUCUGGAUUUGAAAAUUCAUCGACUCCUCCGCAAAUUCCUCAAGAAAAUACAUCAACUUUUGAGUUGUUCGUUCCUCUUUCUUCUUCUCAAUCUCAACCAAGAAUUGAUCAGAGGAUUCAAAAUGAGAGUGAUUUUUCGCUUUUUCUGGCUAGUCAUGCAAAGUUAGCUGAGGAGCUGAAGAAUCUUGAGAUUGGGAGUACUUCUCAUGCUAAAGUGAAUAAAAUACAUGAUGAAAAGGGGAAAAGGCUUGUGGAGUUUGAGUCACAGGAUCAAGAAUUUCCAAACAUCAAUUGGGUUUCUGACUUGUUGGUCGAUGAAUUUGAGGGCGCGAGCUUGUAAUAUUUUUUUUUUGUAUGUGACGUAUGAUAGUAAUUGAUAAUUAAUUAAUUGAAGAUGAUUUUUUUGAAUUAACAACGCAAACU
Lycium barbarum (goji berry) is the source of this 1383-nucleotide messenger RNA. RefSeq names its product zinc finger CCCH domain-containing protein 24-like. The record is from RefSeq and is a predicted model, not a curated record. The transcript has a single exon. Lineage: Eukaryota; Viridiplantae; Streptophyta; Magnoliopsida; Solanales; Solanaceae. Bases 356 to 1300 code for a protein of 314 amino acids.